Molecule: messenger RNA, 2502 nt
Organism: Endocarpon pusillum Z07020
Lineage: Eukaryota; Fungi; Ascomycota; Eurotiomycetes; Verrucariales; Verrucariaceae
Exons: 5
Coding region: 1-2502 (833 amino acids)
Molecular function (GO): ATP hydrolysis activity; ATP binding
Source: RefSeq, a predicted model, not a curated record
AUGUCACCUUUACAACACUGCUUGUUGUACGAAGAAGACUAUAUCCAAGGCAAGUCAGCUCUCAUCUCGAUGGCAAAUCAGGCUCGCUUCCUGGCUCGUGUCGAAGUCAUUCUGGAAGAUCUCUUCAUCCUUGCAAAGCAAGGAUCCGAUGAGAUUGAGACAUUACAGGUACACCUGCUAGAAGCUGCUGGCGUCAAAGGACUCUUGGAGUUCGUGGCACAAAUUGUGCCUAAGAAGAUAAUGAAUCUUCUUGGGUCUGAAGAUCCUAUCAAUGUGUAUGAUCUGAUCGCAUUAGAGUCUGAUGACUCCUGCAAGGUCGAUCAAUCAUGCGGAGUAUAUCUCGUCGCCGGACGGAAUCCAGCGCAAGGGAAGCCAGUCGUCUACAAUGGAAUGUGCAACUCGCUUGAUGGUGGUUUAAUUCGUCGUUCAAAGUGUGGUCGACACACCUGCACCAGCUGCUGCCACCAGCUCUAUAACCACUCUAAAAUUCUUUGCGGAACAGUUUUGACCCAGAAGUGCUCUAACGGCCACAAUCAAUCAUGGCAGUGUCACACCGGUGCCCCCCCAGUAUGUUCCAAAUGUGAACGAGAUAGAAAGGAAGCGUUGAACAGAGCUCAGAGAACCCACCAAGAAAGGCUGAAACGGGAGGAGAAGCUCCAAAGGCAUUUGAAAGAAGUCGCGAAGCUAGAUGAGGAAAUGGAGCAGAUUAAUCAGAGCAUGAAGGAUGCACGCCUGGAUUCCGAGCAAAUGGCUAUCCUUGCACAAAAGCGAAUGGAUCUUGCAGCACCCAAGCAGCGCGCGAACAGGACGCAGGACCCCCGCCAGGAAGAGCCACUAGGCGUCUAUAACGACGACCAUCCAAACCCGGGAGACCUGCGUCUCAGGAAAGCCGCGCAACCGUCACCAGGACCGGCGAUAUCCAAUCAGGGUCAGCAUUCAAAGCUUCGAGAACAUAUCGAGACCGCGGUGGGGCAUAAUAAAUCCCCCUCUCAGAGGGAGUGGCAGCGCCAGAAAGACCAGGAGAAUGCCCAUAAUCCGGCGACCGAUAAGAUUAUGGAGAUGAUAGGUCUAGAACAUGUCAAAGCACAGGUUUUGAAAAUCAAGGCCAAGGUCGAAACGACAAUCCGGCUGGGCACUGACCUGAGCAAGGAACGUCUCGGACUCGUACUGCUGGGCAAAACAACUUUUGCUAGGUACUACGCGAGAGUUUUGACCACCAUGAAAGUCCUUGUCGGGGCUGGAUUCAUCGAGACCACAGGUUCACAUCUUGCCCACGGGGUUGUUACUGAAGUCAAAAAUCACCUGGUGCAACUUGAGAAACUAGAAGGUGGCGUAUAUUUUAUCGACGAAGCAUAUCAACUCGCUGAGGGACACAACCACGGCGGCAAAACUGUCCUUGAUUACUUGCUUGCCAACAUUGAAAACCUCACUGGAAAGAUAGUUUUCAUAUUCGCUGGUUAUCGGAAAGAGAUAGAGAAAUUCUUCGAGCACAACCCGGGACUUGAAAGUCGCAUCCCCUACCCUCUCCGUUUCGAGGAUUAUACCGACCACGAGUUCUUGACGAUGUUACAGUUCCAGAUGAAGCAAUACUACAAGUCUGGAAUAGACAUUGAGGAUGGUAUCAAUGGGCUGUACGUGCGAAUAGCUACCGGCAGAUUAGGAAGAGGUAGAAGUCGUGACGGUUUUGGGAAUGCCCGAGCAUUGGAGAAUAUGUUCGCCAGAAUUAGAGAGAGGCAAUCAGAUCGUCUAACCAGACAGCGGAGGGAGGGGCUCACCCCGGACGACUACCAUAUUACAAAGGAGGAUCUUAUUGGGCCGGAUCCAUUGCAGGCCAUCCUUACCUCCGAUGCGUGGACACAGCUCCAACAGCUUACCGGCCUGAAGUCUGUGAAAGAUUCUGUUAGCUUCAUGAUCGAUCUGAUUAAGACAAAUUAUGAGAGAGAGUUGAAUGAAAAGGAGUUGGUCGAGCUGUAUGCCAAGAUUUUGGCGGAUAUUAGGAUGCUGAGCAAUGGUGAAGUCGUCGUCAAGAACCCAUCCGAUUUCAUUGGUAAUGUGAUUGGGCAAUCUGAAUCCAAUACUAAAGCCAUCCUCGCGACUACUGUCGGUAAGGUUCUGAUUAUCGAUGAGGCCUAUAUGCUCUACCCAGGUUCCAGCUCAGGAGGGGAAAGCAGCACUGAUAUAUUCAAGAUCGCCGUCAUCGACACGAUUGUUGCUGAGGUCCAAAGUGUGCCUGGCGAAGACCGCUGCCUGAUCCUAAUCGAUUACGAACCCCAAAUGGUGGACAUGUUCCAAAAUGUCAAUCCCGGACUCACUCGCCGAUUUCAGCUCUCGGAUGAUUUCCGCUUCGAGGAUUCCAGCGACUCCGAAUUGCUGGAGAUUCUCCAACUCAAGCUUAAACGACAGGGCCUAGGAGCAACUCAGCAAGCCUUAUCCACCGCCAUCGACGUAUUAAGCCGUCUCCGAAAUGGAUUGAAUUUGGCAAUGGUGGUGGGUGGGGCGUAG